Ricinus communis (castor bean) is the source of this 2789-nucleotide messenger RNA. RefSeq names its product beta-xylosidase/alpha-L-arabinofuranosidase 2. The transcript is spliced from 7 exons. Gene Ontology annotation, cellular component: plant-type cell wall. Bases 250 to 2583 code for a protein of 777 amino acids. The record is from RefSeq and is a predicted model, not a curated record. Lineage: Eukaryota; Viridiplantae; Streptophyta; Magnoliopsida; Malpighiales; Euphorbiaceae. Gene Ontology annotation, molecular function: xylan 1,4-beta-xylosidase activity; alpha-L-arabinofuranosidase activity. Gene Ontology annotation, biological process: xylan catabolic process; arabinan catabolic process.
AUUUUCUUGAAAUAAUAGAUUCCCCUAAUUGGUCUCUGCUCAAACAAUCCCUGCAGCGCCCAUAAAUUAUAUUGCUUUUUAUUCAAUUGUCCUUCCUUUUCUUUCUCAUUAUCCAUCACGGGCUACUAAAAAACAACGUCCUCUUCUGAAUAUAUGUUCUACACAAUUGUACUCUCAAAACAAGAUACCUUCUUUAUUAGUAUCAUUUCAUAAUAGUCACACGCUUCUGAGGCUCACUCACAGUCUUUGAUGGCCUCUGUUGUUGAAAACGGAGCACCUAACGUCUCUGCUUUACUCUGCUUGUUCCUCUGUUUUUCUUUGUACGUUUUGAGCUCAAGAAACCAGGUUUUAGCACAAUCAUCUCCUGUUUUCGCUUGUGACGUAAAGAGCAAUCCGUCAUUAGCGAGUUUCGGAUUCUGUAAUGUUUCUUUAGGAAUAAGUGACAGAGUUACAGACCUGGUAAAUAGACUUACAUUGCAAGAAAAAAUAGGAUUCUUGGUUAAUAGUGCAGGGAGUGUGAGUAGACUUGGAAUACCAAAGUAUGAAUGGUGGUCUGAGGCUUUACAUGGAGUUUCUUAUGUGGGUCCAGGUACCCAUUUCUCCAAUAUAGUACCUGGAGCUACCAGCUUUCCUCAGGUCAUUUUAACUGCUGCUUCCUUCAAUGCUUCUCUUUUUGAGGCCAUUGGAAAGGUGGUUUCCACUGAAGCUAGAGCAAUGUACAAUGUAGGAUUGGCAGGAUUAACAUUUUGGUCACCAAAUAUUAACAUAUUCCGCGAUCCCAGAUGGGGAAGAGGCCAGGAAACUCCAGGUGAAGACCCAUUGCUUUCAAGUAAAUAUGGAUCAUGUUAUGUUAGAGGUCUGCAACAAACAGAUAACGGUGAUUCGGAAAGGCUUAAGGUGGCUGCGUGCUGUAAACAUUAUACAGCCUACGACUUGGAUAAUUGGAAGGGAACGGAUCGUUACCAUUUCAAUGCUGUGGUAACAAAGCAAGAUUUAGAUGAUACAUUCCAACCACCAUUCAAAAGUUGUGUUAUUGAUGGAAAUGUUGCCAGUGUCAUGUGUUCGUACAAUCAGGUCAAUGGUAAGCCUACCUGCGCUGAUCCUGACCUCCUUGCUGGGAUCAUCCGAGGCGAAUGGAAAUUAAAUGGAUACAUUGUUUCUGACUGUGAUUCAGUAGACGUAAUUUAUAAUUCCCAACAUUAUACCAAAACACCAGAAGAAGCUGCAGCUAUAACUAUAUUGGCAGGGUUAGAUCUAAAUUGUGGCUCUUUCCUAGGCAAACACACAGAAGCUGCAGUGAAUGCAGGAUUAUUGAACGUGUCGGCCGUAGAUAAGGCUGUCUCAAACAAUUUUGCCACUUUGAUGAGACUUGGUUUCUUUGACGGUGACCCUAGCAAGCAACUGUAUGGAAAACUAGGUCCAAAAGAUGUAUGCACAGCAGUGAACCAGGAGCUGGCCCGUGAAGCCGCAAGACAAGGGAUAGUGUUGCUUAAGAACUCUCCAGGAUCACUUCCUCUAUCUCCUACUGCCAUCAAAACCUUGGCAGUAAUUGGACCCAAUGCCAAUGUCACAAAAACAAUGAUUGGAAAUUAUGAGGGUACCCCUUGCAAAUAUACUACCCCUUUGCAAGGACUAACAGCUUCAGUUGCAACUACAUAUCUAGCAGGCUGCUCUAAUGUUGCCUGCGCCGCAGCCCAAGUGGACGAUGCCAAGAAAUUGGCAGCAUCAGCAGAUGCCACGGUGCUUGUAAUGGGUGCUGAUCAAUCUAUUGAGGCAGAGAGUCGCGACAGAGUCGACGUUCUUCUUCCUGGACAGCAACAGCUUUUGAUAACACAAGUUGCAAAUGUAUCCAAGGGACCUGUGAUACUUGUUAUAAUGUCUGGAGGUGGCAUGGACGUAUCUUUUGCAAAAACCAAUGACAAAAUCACUAGCAUUUUGUGGGUUGGCUACCCUGGCGAAGCUGGUGGAGCUGCCAUUGCUGAUGUUAUUUUUGGGUAUUACAAUCCUAGUGGAAGAUUGCCAAUGACAUGGUAUCCACAAGCAUAUGUAGACAAAGUGCCAAUGACAAACAUGAACAUGAGACCAGAUCCUUCCAGUGGCUAUCCAGGUAGAACUUACAGGUUCUACACAGGAGAAACAGUUUAUUCAUUCGGAGAUGGGCUGAGCUAUUCUGAAUAUAAGCACCAACUAGUUCAAGCACCUCAAUUAGUAUCAAUUCCCUUGGAGGAUGACCAUGUUUGUCGAUCAUCAUCGAAAUGCAUAUCAGUAGAUGCUGGGGAACAAAAUUGUCAAGGUUUAGCUUUUAACAUAGAUCUGAAAGUUAGAAAUAUUGGAAAAGUGAGAGGAACCCAUACAGUGUUCUUGUUUUUUACACCUCCAUCAGUGCACAACUCACCACAGAAGCACUUGGUGGAUUUUGAGAAGGUUUCUUUGGAUGCGAAAACAUAUGGAAUGGUAAGUUUUAAGGUGGACGUUUGCAAGCAUUUGAGUGUUGUCGACGAAUUUGGAAGCCGGAAAGUUGCCUUAGGAGGACAUGUUCUUCAUGUAGGAAACCUCGAGCACUCUUUGACUGUUAGGAUUUGAAUCAAGUCUUCAAUUCCUUUGCAGUAUUAUGAAUUUCUUUUUUUUUUUUCUUUUAUAAUUUGAAAAAGAAAAUUUCAAAUUGCAGAGUCAAGCUUUGAAUAUAGUUGGGAGGGUUGUAACAAUUUUCUCAAUUGAUUCAUAAAAGCCUAAAUGUUCAAAUUUCGAGUUUUGAAAUUCAAUUUAAUGAAACUUAUGGUUGAAGCUUC